Molecule: messenger RNA, 1275 nt
Organism: Abrus precatorius (Indian licorice)
Lineage: Eukaryota; Viridiplantae; Streptophyta; Magnoliopsida; Fabales; Fabaceae
Product: protein JINGUBANG
Exons: 1
Coding region: 1-1275 (424 amino acids)
Molecular function (GO): protein binding
Source: RefSeq, a predicted model, not a curated record
AUGGUUCCUUCAAUGAAAAUGAAUUCCCUUGUUGCAAAAACCAAACUUUACCCUCCAAUGGAUUCAAAAACCAAAAUUUGUACACCAAUGGAUUCAACUUGUAGCAGCAGUGGCAGUAGCUGUAGCAGCAUCAGCAGCGAGAGCGAUGAGAGUCCCUUCUCUUCUCAGAGGUUGCAACUUCCAUGCAUUCCCGUUUCUGGGUUCUCCCAUUCUCACCGAUCAUUGGCGGUUCUUUCAGGCCACGUUGGCUCAGUUUCUUCCUUGGCCCUGUGCGGCGAAUUCAUUCUAAGUGCCUCACAGGGUAAGGAUAUCAUAGUGUGGCAACAACCAGAUUUAAGGUUGUUUGCAAAGUUUGGCCAAGGUGAUGGGUCUGUGAAAGCCCUUGCAACGGUUGGAAACAAGGUUUUCACUGCACAUCAAGAUAGCAGGAUCAGGGUUUGGAAGGUGUCAAGGAGUUCAGAGAAUGUGUUCAAGCUUGUUGACACUCUUCCCACAACCAAGGACUAUUUGGGCAAGUUCAUGAAGCAAAGUAACUAUGUCCAAACUCGGAGGCACCAUAAGCGUUUGUGGAUUGAACAUGCAGAUAGCAUUUCUUGCUUGACAGUUUACAAUGGGUUUAUUUACUCUGGAUCAUGGGAUAAGACCCUUAAGGUGUGGAGGCUCUCGGAUUUAAAGUGUUUGGAGUCUAUUAAGGCUCAUGAUGAUGCCAUUAAUGGGUUGGUGACGUGUAAAGGGGUUGUGUAUUCUGCUUCUGCUGAUGGGAAGAUUAAGGCUUGGGGAAAGGAGGGGAAAGGGUCACAUUGUUUGAGAGGGGUUUUGGAGGGUCAUAAAGAUGUUUCCUUUAAUUCUGUCAUUGUUUCUGAUGAUGGGAAAUGGGUUUACGGAGGGGGUUCGGAUGGUUUUGUUAUGGGGUGGGAGGGGAGUGGAAGUGGGAGUUUUGAGAGUUGGAAGCUUGUCUCUGAGACCAAGGCACAUGAAAUGGCUGUUUUGUGUAUGUGCCUAACGGGGGAGGUUUUGUGCAGUGGCUCAGCGGAUAAAACCAUUGGUAUUUGGAGGAGAGAAGCUUUUGGUAAGCUUUGUAAAGUUGGGAUCAUAAGUGGCCAUGAAGGGCCAGUGAAGUGUUUGCAAGCCUCAUCUAAUAGAAUUGGUGGUGGCUUUUUACUAUACAGUGGAAGCCUUGACAAGAGCGUGAGAGUUUGGUGGGUUCCAAGGCAUAAUAAUGCACAAAUAGAGGACAACACUACAACACUCAAUGAAUCCAUCAUCCAGUGUUAG